UUGACAGAGGCUUGUAUGGCGUCCAGGCCCAAGUGGCAUGCCUUGGGUAGUGGGGCUCCACAGGUUCCAGGUGUUCCGGUCCCGUGAGAUGAGGAAGAAGAGGAAGAUGAAGUGGAGGAUGAGGACGAAGACAAUAAAGACAGUGACGAAGAAGAGGAUGAAGACGACGAGAGCGUCGACGAGGAAGUGAAUGUUGAAUUUGAAGCGUAUUCCAUCUCAGAUAAUGAUUAUGACAGAAUUAAGAAGUUACUGCAGCAGCUUUUCCUGAAGGCUCCUGUGAACAUUGCAGAACUAACUGAUUUCUUAAUUCAACAAAACCACAUCGGGAGUGUGAUUAAGCAAACAGAUGUUUCAGAAGACAGUGAUGACGAUGUGGAUGAAGAUGAGAUUUUUGGAUUCAUAAGUCUUUUAAAUUUAACUGAAAGAAAGGGUACGCAGUGUGCUGAACAAAUUAAAGAGUUGAUCCUGAGCUCCUGUGAGAAGAGCUGUGGAAAGAUCUCAGUUGAAAAGCUGGACGCGCUUUUCAACGACGCCUCCAAGCCUGUGGGCUUUCUCCUCAGCGAGAGGUUUAUUAACGUUCCUCCUCAGAUCGCGCUGCCCAUGCACCAGCAGCUCCAGAAAGAACUGGCAGAGGCACACGGAACGAACAAGCUGUGUGGAGAGUGUUCCUUCUACCUUCUGAUUAGCAAGAUGUUUGUGGAAGCUGGAAAAAACAAUCCCAAAAGGAAAUGGAGCAGCCAAGAAAAAGAUGAGUUAAUGUUCGCAAGUGCAAAGGAAGAAUUUUUCUAUGAGAAGGCAAUCUUGAAGUCCAACUACUCGGUGCAGGAAGAGAGCGACACCUGUCUGGGAGGCAGGUGGUCCUUUGACGAUGUCCCAAUGAAGCCCUUGCAAACUGUGAUGUUGAUUCCAGGUGACAAGAUGGAUGAAAUCAUGGGUAAACUGAAAGAGCAUCUCUCUCUCUGACCCAUUUCCCAUGGGCAGCAGGGGGCUGGUUUUCAUUUUUGUAAAAUUACCAGAAAACAGCUCAGAUUUACUGAAAAACUCAUCACUUUAUUCAGAUUAAGUCCCUCUACAAAAAAAGUAGGGUUGUCACCUGUGUCUGUGACACAUUUACAAAAUAGCUUUAAAAAAAAAAAAAAAUUGGUCAAAUUCUGAAUGGUUGAUGAAGAGCUUUUCCAGUAAGAAGGAAAACGUGGAGUAGUAAUUUAGAACUCAAUAAAAACUUCCAUUUUUUAUUUUUAAAUAAUGGAAAAAAAAGUGCUUGACAUCUAUUCCAUGAAUAGUUUUCCUGGUUAUCUGGAAUAUUUUUCUUUAUAUCUGGAAUGGUCUUUCUGACUGAAGUUUAUCCAACCUGGAGGAAAUUCAGUAUAUUUCACACUGAAAUGAAUUACAGAAUUUGAUUACUUUUUUUUUUUGGAAGGUAAGAUUUAUCCAAUUCAAGAUCUCAAUAAAUGUGUUCUGGCAAAAGCAAAUAGCAGUGAUUUACAUAAGUUUUCAACAAUACAGGUUCACAAGAAUGUUUAUAAAUUAUUGCCAUGAAAGGAGGGAGUAGGCAGAAAUUGAGAUGUGCAGUGUUGCAGAUAUUGGGGAUUGAGGAGCACCAGAAUACAAGUCAGGUGUAUUAAGAUCCUAAAGGUACUAAGGAGUUGGACUUGGUUUUCAUAAAUAUGUAUUUGAGUAUGAGUAGGUCAGAUGCUCUCAGUUAAGCACUGUUAAAAAUUUCCAUAAGAUUUCAAGAUGUGGCAUGGGUGUUUUUGUUUGUUUCUAUAUAAUCUGACAUAUAAACCGUGUUGAAAUUUAUUGGCCAGUCUUGGGUUUUUUCCUACUGGUAUUUUUAUACAGCCUAAUUGAGAUAUAACAGACAUACCAUAAAAUUCACCCAUGUAAAGUUUACAGUUCAUUGGGUUUUAGUAUAUUCACAGAAUUAUGCAGUCACCACCAUAAUCUUAUUGUAGAACAUUAACAUCACUUCAAAAAGAGGGGCACCUGAGUGUCUCAGUCGGUUAAGUGUUCAACACUUGAUCCAGCUCAGGUCUUGAUCUCAGGGUCAUGAGUUCAAGCCCCAUAUUGGGCUCCAUGCUGGACAUGAAGCCUAUUUAGUGAAUAUGGGGGUUUUUUGUUUUUGUUUUUGUUUUUUUAACAGUCAUGCUCUGUGGUCCUUUCUUCCUCCCCCAGACCUAGAGAACCAUUAACCUACAUUCAGUCUUCGUAGAUUUGCAUCAUACAGUAUGUCACUUUUUGUGACUUUCUUUUAAGCAUAGUUUUUAAAGGAUCAUCCACAUUGUAGCAUGAAUCAGUUCUUCAUUCCUUUUUUGUGGCUGAAUAAUAUGCCACUGUAUGGACGACAUUUUUUUUAUCCCUCAACUGAGGGGCAUUGGAGUUAUUUCUACUUCUUGGCAAUUGUGAAUAACACUGCUGUAAUUAUAAGCAAACAAGUUUUUGUGUGGAUGUAUGUUUUCGUUUCUCUUGGGUAUAUACCCAGGAAUGGAAUUGCUGCGUCAUAUCAUGACUCUGUGUUUAACCAUUUGAGGAGCUGAUAAACUGUUUUUUGGGGUAGCUGCACCAUUUUGCAUUCCUGGUAGCAAUAUGAGGGGGUUACAGUCUCUCCACAUACUCCCCAGUGCUUGUCAUUGUCUGUCUUUGAUUGUAACCAUUUUAGUCGUUGUGUAGUAAUAUCUUGUGGUUUUGAUCUGCAUGUUUCUAAUGAUUAAAGAUGGUGAACAUCUUUUCUUGUAUUUAUUACUGGCUCCUGUUGAU
Neofelis nebulosa (Clouded leopard) is the source of this 2757-nucleotide messenger RNA. Its product is annotated as BRCA2 and CDKN1A-interacting protein-like. The record is from RefSeq and is a predicted model, not a curated record. Lineage: Eukaryota; Metazoa; Chordata; Mammalia; Carnivora; Felidae. Gene Ontology annotation, cellular component: nucleus.